GACCAUCCAAACCGUCCAUCAUCUUGGGCAACUCAUACGGCACUUGACUUCAUUCCGUCUAGAGGAAUGGCUUCGCAGGUCUUGCAGGGCUAACACUCAUAAGAUGCUCACGCGAUGGGGCGCCGAGCGUACCUGAAUCGACUGGCUUUGGGGCGGUCACCCUACGAGGCCCCUGAUCGUUCCACAGGCUCCGCAGCAAACCAUGAACCUGUUUCUCACAGGAGAGUAUCGGCUCUGCAUGCGGAUGACUAUGUCCAGCAUUAUGAUGAGAGGGGCCAUCCCAUUAAUCCAGAGUCCAAGUCUUUUGGCAGAGAGCUAAGAAGAGCCAAAAAUGACGUCCUAUCCACGAUGGGAAUCGUUGUCAGUGAAGAGGGCAACAUGGGCGGCCCUACUGAACAACAAAAGAUUGACAUGAUCGCGGCUGAGAAUGACUAUGGCUUGGUCAUGGCUACUCUAGACCAGAUCUCAGUCUUUCUUGGCUCCUGGUGGACUUCCUCCCUAAUGGGUCGGAUACUGACUUUCAAAAGUUACACGCACGUUCCCUUGCUCAGUAUGAUACACCAAGAGCGUACGAGGCACGGGAUAAUGGGAUUCUACUUCGCGGGUAUUCCAGCCUGGGCAGUCUCAACAUGCUUAUCCUUUCUUCGACAUCAUCCGCUGGAUCGCUUGAUUGCGGCCUGCCAAGAUCAUUUCCCAAACGAUAACGUGCUGUCAAGGCUUGUACGAGCCACUUUGAACAUAUUACAUUCGGCAACUCGAGGAAGCCUACUUGUCCUGGCUAUUCAAACUUACAUGUACUCCUUGUUACAGUCACUUCACCUCGUUCAUCCUUACUCUCUAGUAGGGUUAAGGGCUCUGCUGCCUUUCGGUGAACAUGCUCCGAUGCAACUUCCCAUGCUACCAAGUGACCUUUCGCUUCGUUCUAUGACCGGGUUUUUGACAAAUGCCCUAAGAACACCCUCGCUUCUUGUUUACAUAUAUGUGUACCUACGCCCAGUCGUCGAGAUCAGGCUCUAUCGCCUGAUUCGACGAAGGUUGCCGAAGCCCGUCUAUGCAGACGAUCUUUCGGUCAAAGUGGCCUAUGAUAAUGACCUUGUUGACUGGAUGAUGCCAGCUCUUGGUCGUCGAGCCGAGGAAGAGAAUCGUCGCAGCAACCUUACAUUCAUAGAAGACUUGGCCUACGAAGCCAACUUCUUCCGGACGUGGAUCCUAUCUUGGUUUGGCUUCAAGACACCACUGAUAGGGUCUAGCCCAGAACAUGCGCCAGAGGCGCUUCGUCGAAGAGCACAGAUGGAAGCAGGAUCAUCAGGCGCGCAGCUGUCACACGACGAGCGCCAAACACAAAACACUUCGCAGAGCAGACAAGAAUUGGACACUGAACAAGCGCGACGGUCUGCCGCUCCUCGAUCUUCCGUUCCUGGCGGCACCCUAAGUUCAGAUGCCGUCUUCAGCGAGACUCAGGUGCUUUCGAAUGAAGAGAACAGAAUGUCUCUAUCUCCAACAGAAAUGAGCAGCGGUGAUUAUGCGGACAUGGCGCCAUUGAGACGGGCGAUGGCCUUACCCCUAGAGGAAGAUCAGAAUAAUCGGUCUUUGCCGCGCGGCGAUCAUGCUGCUGAGGCACCGAGAAUGUCGCGGUCGAGUACGCUUCUUUCCCGUCCCUCAUCGUCUGCUACCUCUUCUCCAGCUUCGCCCCUCGUCCGUGCGUCGCUGAUACAUCAGAACUCCGACGUCAUCACGAUGCAGCUAGAAGUGUUAGGGAACCGUCAUGAGCACAACGCUGGUACAGAAGAACCAAGGGCCAGCAACAACCCUGGCCAGUCACAGUCAAACGGAGGGCCUGUCAAUAACCAGGCGAUCUCAAAUCUGCUUGACGAUCUGCUAGCGAAUCAGGGCAUGAAUCUAGCCACCAUUGUCAACACAGAUGCUCUAGACAGCGAUGGACUUUCUAACAUGACCCAAGGCAUAUCUCCAGGAUCUGUAGAGGUAGCAGCAGUAUCUGCGGAGAACGCUCAAGUACAAAGUCCGGGGGCAAAUACACGCCCUGUCGGAAUUCCCACAACGAACUUUCAGAAUGCAUUGCCAGAUAGCACAGGGACACCGGAUCAGACCGCUAUGCCUCAGCGACCAUCUGAAGUUGCUCAGACGUCUGCGGAUAAUGUCAGCUCUGGAGCUCCUCCACAUGCUUCUGAUGGCCGGGCACCACAAACUUCAAUCGCCGACCCUCAUCCUAUCGCCCAUCGAGUCACAAUUCUGUCGUCGCAUCCCAUUGAUUCCCUAGCCUCUCAUCUAGCCUCCAUAAUCACGACUUUGAUGUUCAUUCCUCUCGAAUCUCUUUAUCUCCGCUCACUUGCAUCCUCUUAUCUAUCAGUUACAGAUGCCCCCGCUGCUCUCCGGUCAGAUGUUCACAGCAUGGGAUUCUGGGCUAGUGGCGGUUCGCGAUCCAGUACGCUUAUGUACUUUGGCAAAGUUGCGUUGAUGAUGGGAGUGCAAACGGCCGUGAAUGCUAGUGUGUGGGGCAUCAUCUCCGGUGCUGCCAUCAGAGUUGGGAGAAAGUAUUGCGGUUGGGGAUCAUUAUGAGCAUGUGUAAUAUAAUUUAUUUACCCAAAUUUCAUGGCCAAAUUGCUCUCAUGCUUGAAAGAGCCUUUGCCUUUUGGUCCACAAUCUUACUUAUGUGCGAACCCACACAGGCA
Molecule: messenger RNA, 2690 nt
Organism: Aspergillus japonicus CBS 114.51
Lineage: Eukaryota; Fungi; Ascomycota; Eurotiomycetes; Eurotiales; Aspergillaceae
Exons: 4
Coding region: 115-2577 (820 amino acids)
Source: RefSeq, a predicted model, not a curated record